GUAAGGCCCUGCGAUGAUUGACCUUCAUCGACUGUCGCAGGUACUCCUAGGAUGCUGUGCUCGCUAACCCCAUGGAGGCGACCGAUGACAGGCUCCGACGUCUCAAAUUCCGAGGGUUUCCUCUUCUUCUGCCCCGCCAGACUACAUUCACGGAACAAGGCGACACAACUCGAACAACUCUUGGUAGGGUUCGGGUUUGCUACCGUGGUUUGCAAGAUAAGGCAUUGCAAACGAGUUCGACGACAAUUGGCGCACGGUACAGGAGGACGGGAUGCUCCAUUCUUGACGAAAAAUUCAUCAAUAGAGGUCAUGGGCGUUUUGAUAGGAUCAGUGGGAGCUGGCAACGGCGCUGGGAUACCCCAAUCUGUGGCUGGUUGAUUGAGAAAAGAAAAGUCCUGGCUGAGAUUAUCUGCAGGGGUCUCGGAGGCAGCUUUGGCCUGCUGAAAAUCGGCAUUCCAAUCGAUCUGAAAAUCCGGGAUUUCAGUGUUUUGAACGUUGAACGCUUCUUGAGGGUUGAUCGUCUGUAGCAUGGUGUCGAUAUUCGCUCCCUCAGCAAGCGGAUUUGACGGACUCCGCGAUUGAGGGGCUGGAUCGUCAACCUGGUCGUAGGGAAGCGUCAACGCAGCAUUUUCGCCGCCGGUGAAGAGAAUGUCAUCCAGUGAAAAGUCCAUUAUGACACUGUAAUGAGGGCAGUGGCCUCUGAGCGACUUCAAAGGGCUGACGAGGAGGCAUGUGAAGAAGAUGUUGGAGUGGAGUUUUGGGAGAAGUUGCGAUAACGUCACGCGUAAUGGUCGCUUGAAGCGAUGUCGGGCUUAGUCACAGCCGCGAUGCAAGUGACAGCGCGCACCGCCUGUUUGGGAGAUCCUUAACGACAUUCUUUUGGUGUUUUAUUGCAGGUCAUCGUUUGUUGUUUAUUCUCCAAGGAUGAUAAGAUCUGCCUUUAUCGCACCAAUGCGCACGUCCGGUAUUGCCAAGUGAACUGUGCUGUGGAAGGAAAAACAGUCGGGUACUUGGAGGGCGCUGUGAUGUCUUGGAUUGGAUGUGACAGUGAGCCCACUGAAUCUGCCCUUGAUUCCCAUUUACUGUACCUGCUCUGAUGAUUUUUAAGUGGAAGGCACAUAUCGGGUCUUGGCUAAUUUUUUUUUUUUAAGUUCCUUUCUUUAUCACUUUGCUCAAUAACUCAACUUCCUCGCAAUGGACUUGCUGAUUGCAGGGUGGCUGUCAGUGGUUCCAUAGCGUCAAAUGUGCUGUCACAACCAAAGCCAAACUGGCUGUCCCUUACCGCCGCAGUAAGGUACUUAGAGCUCAUUGUUCUAGACUUGAUAAAAACACCGUCUGGUGUGCAAUGUGCAUUGGCCUCAACCGAAAUGCGGAGCGACGCAGGAAGUCGUUUACCCAGACCUGUUGAAUGCGUCCAACGACGAUCCAGGCGCCGUCGGUAUAGAAUCGCCUGUUUCUGCAUAAUUUUACGAGCCAGCCUAAGCUAGGUACGUGCGCCCGAAAAUCAUUGGUCCACGCUCUAUUGAUAAGUAGUUGUGCGAUAUCUCAACUUCACUACAGAACCAUGAACCAUCGAAGGUUUAGCAAUAAGGAAAAUGGAGAUCUUUUGAGAAUCAAGUCCUGCGAAAGACAUCAAGAAUUUUAGAGCAACUGACAUCACGAACUGGAAUGGGGUACAUGAAUGAAUGAGUGCUCAUUGUGUGGGGUUGGUGAAGUAUGGCUCUGUCGCCAGAAGGCGCAUCACCAAUGUUAACUUGGGCGCAUUCUCUUGCAAAUUGUGUAUAAAAAUGCUGCAGAAAUUCUUCUCAAGAACUUUAGAGCAUCUCAACACAAUCAUCUCACCUUCGUUCAUCUUCCCAUCGAGUCUUGUUCUGGCUUCCCCGCUCAAUUCUCCGCAUCAAACCUUCUUCAUCGCAGUUGGAGAAACCCAGUACAACAAGCAUCAUGGCCACUCGUCGUCACGUCCACUUCAACUCCAAAGCCAAAUCAUGGACUUCACCUGAGCCCGCCUCUACAGCAGCCAUUGAUCGGUUUCACCAGAGUCUCCCCAACUAUGAGCCAACACCUCUUGUCAGUCUGGACAGUCUGGCUAAGGAGGUCGGGGUCGGAGCUGUCCAUGUCAAAGAUGAGACGAACCGUUUUGGUCUUCCGGCGUUCAAGAUCUUGGGUGCUUCUUGGGGCGCGUUCCGCUCCAUAACCGAGAAAUUUGGCCUGCCUCUUGACUCAGAUAUUGAUACUGUCCGAGAAGCGGCAAAGUCCCAUCAAUUGACAUUGUACGCGGCGACAGAGGGGAAUCAUGGGCGUGCGGUUGCAAGAAUGGGUGCUAUCUUCGAUAUAUCAGCUGAGAUUCACGUCCCAGCGUCUAUGCAUCCUUCUACGGUCAGGUUGAUUGAGUCCGAAGGCGCGAAAGUCGUUAUGUCAAAGGGCAGAUACGAGGAUGCGAUGCUUGAGGCCGAGUCUGCGUCCAAGCAUGCCAAGGGGAUCAUGGUUCAGGACCAUGCCUUCGGCGACUAUCAGACCGUUCCACAGUGGAUUGUCGAUGGCUACGGUACCAUGAUGCGAGAGGUUGACAAGCAGCUCGGUUCCACCAAAGCUGACUUGGCCAUCGCUCCUGUCGGAGUCGGAUCAUUCGCCCAAGCUGUAGUAUCUCAUUUCAAGAGACGGGGUACGCCUACCUCCACGUUGACAGUUGAGCCUGAUACUGCGGCGUGUUUGUGGAAGAGUCUGGAGAAGGGCGAGUUCACCGAGAUCCCAACGACUGGCACCAUCAUGGCCGGUCUCAAUUGCGGAGCUCCUUCAACAAUCGCAUGGGAUGUCUUGAAGAAUGGCGUUGAUGCAAGCUUGACCAUAUCAGACUACGAGGCUCACCAGUCCGCCAUGUAUCUGCAAUCUCAAGGCAUCAACGCUGGACCCUGCGGAGCAUCGACUCUUGCUGCGCUUAGACGGCUGACACCGGAAGACAAGAAGGCCCUUAGACUGAGUGAGAAGUCCACUGUGGUGAUCUUUUGCACAGAGCGAAACAGAGACUACGAUGUACCCCACGACGUUUCUGGCAAUGACCCAGUUGCACUCACUCAGACCCUUGUCCAGAUCAACUCAGCCAGUCCCGACUUGGGCUCUGUUCCCGGACCUGGCGAGACCGUCAUCGCUCGCUAUGUCGCUGCAUGGCUCGAACAUAGGGAUCUGGAAACGCACUGGGUUGAAUACAGCAAAGGCCGUCCCUCCGUCGUUGGUGUCGUUCGGGGCUCCGGCGGCGGGAAAAGUGUCAUGUUCAACGGACACCUCGACACGGUCACCAUUAUGGGCUACAAUGAUGAUCCAUUGAGUGGAAAGAUCGUUGAUGGCCGUCUUUAUGGUCGAGGAUCUGCUGACAUGAAGGGAGGUGUCGCGGCAGGUAUGGUCGCCCUCGCCAAUGCUAAGAAGCUUGGACUUCGUGGUGAUGUGAUCUUCACUGGUGUUGCCGACGAGGAGAGCUUGAGUAAGGGAACGGAAGAUAUCCUUCGCGCUGGAUGGAGAGCAGAUGCCGCUGUUGUAUCGGAGUCAACGAACCUCGAGAUCAAUCACGCCCACAAGGGAUACUGUCACAUUGAGAUCAAGGUCUAUGGACUGGCUGCACAUGGUUCACGGGCUGAUUUGGGCAUCGACGCCAUUGUCAAUGCCGGCUAUUUCCUCGUGGAGUUUGGUAAAUACGUUAAGAAGUUGCAAGAAGGUGCUGGGGACGAGACCUUGGGAACAGGCACUGCACACGCUUCAGUUAUCUCGGGUGGUGAAGAGGCAUCGUCAUAUCCUGCCCAGUGCACCAUCAUUGCAGAGCGCCGAACAAUCCCUGGAGAGACCAAUGAAGUUGUCCAGAAGGAGUUCGACGACAUUAUUGCCAAGGUAGCAAAGGAGGUCACCGACUUCAAGGCAGAAGCCAAGAUCUUCUUCAGCCGCCCGCCCCAGUUCACAGAGGCAGACCACCCGUUCACCAAGCUCGUCUCCGGCAUUGUGGGUGAUGUCACUGGCAAAGACGCGGUUAUUGCCGGUGCCCCGUUCUGGACCGAUUGUGCUUUGUUGGCUGAGAAAGGGAUAGUGCCUCUGCUCUGGGGACCAAAGGGAGAGGGAUUCCAUGGAAAGGAGGAGUUUGUUCACGUCAAGUCAAUUGAACAAGUGUCUGAGGGAUUGGUCAAUAUAGCAGCUGAGCUCUGUAAGUAGGUAGAUAGAAGAUGUCUUGUCCAUUGAGUUUAAUUGAGGAUUAGCUCUUUGUUCUCAUCUGAGUUGACAACUUGACCCUCUCGUUCUCCUUAUGAUCAAGACAGGCUUAUAGAACAGAUGAACGGA
This is a messenger RNA of Fusarium verticillioides 7600, 4320 nucleotides long. RefSeq lists its product as hypothetical. Lineage: Eukaryota; Fungi; Ascomycota; Sordariomycetes; Hypocreales; Nectriaceae. Gene Ontology annotation, molecular function: hydrolase activity. The coding region runs from base 1945 to 4194 and encodes 749 amino acids. The record is from RefSeq and is a predicted model, not a curated record. The transcript is spliced from 2 exons.